AUGCUCCUUUUGACCAGCUCUACAAUCUAUCGUCGAGAUAAUAAAAAAAAAUUGCUUGAAAUUUCUAAAGAAGAAGAUUCAACAAUUAUUCAACCUCCUGCACCUAUCCUAACUCCACCAGAAUCACCAGAAUAUAACCUUGAUCUUGAAAAUGAUAAACAUGUAGAAGAGGAAGAACAAAAAGUAAUUAAUAAUAUUGAACAAUAUAAUGAUAAUGAGAAACCUACAAUGUCGGAUGACGAAGAAGAAAAUCACGAUAGUAAUGUUUUAAUUGAAAACACAACUACUAAUGACGAUGAAAUUGCCACAACAAAAGAAUUGUUCGAAGAGAUUAAAGAAUUAGAAGAAAAAGAUACUAAAGAAAAUGUGAAUGACGAUAAUAAUAUUGAACAAUAUAAUGAUCAUGAGAAAUCUACGAUGUCGGAUGGCGAAAAAGAAAAUCAUGAUAGUAAUGUUGUAAUUGAAAACACAAAUACUAAAAUUGACGAUGAAAUUACCACAACAAAAGAAUUGGUCGAAGAGAUCAAUAAAGCAAACGAAGAUAUUAAAGAAUUAGAAGAAAAAGAUACCAAAGAAAAUGUGAAUGACGAUAAUAAAAUCGAAAUUACAUCUUUUUCCUCAGUUGAUAAUGAUUUGGUGCAUGAUAAUGAUUUUGAAACAUUAAAAUUUUCUGUCUGUGCUGAUUGUAAAUGCGGCAGUGACGAGAAUGAAGACGAACAUCAUAAUGAGGAGGAGUACACAAUUGAUAAAGAUCAUUUAUUAUUUUCUGGUGAAAUUAUUAAUGAUUUUGAUUCUGGUGAAAUCAAAAACAAUGAAGAAUUUUCAAAUAUGGAACUUGAUGAUGAAGAAGAAAAACUUGAAGCCACCGAGACAAUUGUUGAUACUAUAACUACAACAUCUGACGACAUAAAAGAAUCUUCUCUAUCUUCUCCUAUUAUUGAUGAUAAAGAUUUUGAUAAUUCGAACACAAAUAUGUGGUCAGAAGAAAUUACAAGUUUAAGUUUUGCUACAGAAACAAUGACUACAACCACCACUACCACUACCACAAUAGUAGAAAAUGUUGAAGGGGAUGAUGAUGUUGCUCCAACAGUUACAAUAACAACAACGGCCACCUCCGAUGCUGAAUUUGUAGCAGAAGAAAAAGAGAGAGGCAAGGAUGAUGAUGAAACUAUUGUCGUUGAAAUUACAGUAUCAGCUGAAGAUCAAGAUAAAUGUACUUUAACAGGAAGAGAAUUAUACCACACUAAAUUUCCGCCUCCAUCUACAGUGGCUCAACCAAAAAAUUGGAAGAACUAUCAGGAAGCAUAUGACCCAUUCAUCUUGAAUUAUCACUCACACACAGCCUUUAGAUUGCUUGUUACUCUCUGUGAACCUGUCUUUGCUGAAUUUGAAAGAAGUUUCAGGGAUUGUCAAAUGGAUAAGUUUGACACAGACUUUGUUAUCGAACUUUCAUGUGAGAUGUCUUAUACAUUCGUAGAUGAGGAUGUAAGGAAAGAAGCCUUUUGCUCACUUUUAAAAAGUUCAAACAAGAAGCAUCUCUGUUCUCCAAUCUCAUCCACCAGUAUUUCUUCUGUACCUAACAGUAUACUAUACCAAACAGCACAUAUGCUGAAACCUCUAAAAGUUGCCUUAGGGAAGCUUCGAAAUAUUUAUGAUAAUCAACCUUUUGAAUAUGUAACAAUAGCUGGAAAAACAAUACAACUAACAUAUAUUGAUCAGAUAAGAAAACAUCUUAUCUUUGAGGCAUAUGUAAAUGUUGAGUCUGGGAGACCUUAUAGGAAUGGUGGAAUUGAUCAUGAUGUUAGUAAUGCAGUCAUAGAAUCUGUAAAGUUGUUACAUAGUAAUGGUUUUGUACAUGGAGACCUAAGAGGUCCUAAUAUUAUAAUAGGAAACAAUAACCAGGUGAAAUAUAUAGACUUUGAAUGGGCAGGUAAAAGGGGAGAGGCAACUUACCCGAUGCUUUUAAAUACGGAAAUUAGAUGGCACAAUGAUGUUAUUCCGGGAGGAAAAAUCGAAAUUAUACAUGAUGAGUGCAUGGUAAAAAAUGAACUUUCAGGACUAAUGAAGAAUAAACUAUAUGAAGAACAUAAGAUUUCUUAUCACCAAUUAAAGGAUAUUUUUCUAUGUCCGUUCCAAGUCUCCUUCUAG
This is a messenger RNA of Entrophospora sp. SA101, 2148 nucleotides long. NCBI's taxonomy places the organism in Eukaryota, Fungi, Glomeromycota, Glomeromycetes, Entrophosporales, Entrophosporaceae. The record is from the annotation of a GenBank genome assembly.